AUGUCAACUCCGGAAGUACUACCAGUCUCCGAGUCCAAAAGAUGGAAAUAUCUCGACAAUGUCCGAACACGGCCAGGUGCGUUCGUGGAUCCGGAUGAGUUUGACGGCUCAACGGUGGUGGACAACAUGAACAAAAUCAAGAUCUUAGUCAUCGGAGCAGGAGGACUUGGGUGUGAGAUCCUCAAGAACCUCGCUCUUUCUGGGUUCAAGGACAUUUCCGUCAUUGACAUGGACACUAUUGACAUUUCCAACCUUAACCGCCAGUUCCUCUUCCGCCACGCGGACGUAGGGAAAUUCAAAGCCGAAGUAGCUGCCAAGUUUGUUGAGAGGAGGGUAAAAGGUGUCAAGAUCAUGCCGUAUAACUGCAAGAUACAGGACUUCGAUGAGGACUUCUACCUGCAGUUUCAGAUUGUUGUCUGCGGACUGGACAGCAUCGAGGCACGCCGAUGGAUCAACGCCACCCUUAUCAACAUGGUAAACCCCGAAAACCCGGACAGCAUGAAACCUCUGAUCGACGGCGGCACCGAGGGCUUCAAGGGCCAAGCCCGCGUCAUCCUGCCGACCAUGGGCUCCUGUAUCGAAUGUCAGCUUGACAUGCACGCCCCGCGAGCCGCCGUUCCUCUCUGCACUCUGGCCAGCAUCCCUCGCCAGCCGGAACACUGCAUCGAAUGGGCUCACGUCAUCGCCUGGGACAAGGAGAAGCCGUUUCCACAGCUGGACAAGGACGACCCGGAGCACAUCACCUGGCUCUACCAGAAGGCCCUCGAGCGAGCAAAGGAGUUCAACAUCUCGGGCGUCACGUACUCUCUGACGCAGGGCGUGGUGAAGAAUAUCAUCCCGGCCAUCGCCGCCACAAACUCGGUCAUCGCCGCGGCCUGCUGCAACGAGGCGCUCAAGAUCGCGUCCAGCUGUGCACCCUUUUUGGGCACCCCCGGCGACGGCGAGCCCAACUAUAUGAUGUAUUCCGGCAACGACAGCAUUUACACGUAUACCUUCAAGCACGAGCAAAAGGAGGAUUGUCCCGUGUGCGGCAUGACGACGAGGGUGCUCAAGGUCAACCCCAAGUGGACGCUCGAGGAGCUCAUCGAGUCGUUCGCCGCCUUGCCCGAGGCCCAGCUGAAGAAGCCGUCAGUCCGCGCGGAAGGAAAGACACUGUACAUGCAGUUGCCUCCGAGCUUGGAGGAGCAGACGAGGCCGAACUUGAGCAAGACACUUGAGGAGCUUGGAAUGACGGCAGGUACUGAGAUCGCCGUUACUGAUCCAGCUUUUGUAGGAGUGGUGUUCAACUUUAGCCUCAAAUUUACAUGA
Sordaria macrospora k-hell is the source of this 1308-nucleotide messenger RNA. The record is from RefSeq and is a predicted model, not a curated record. Lineage: Eukaryota; Fungi; Ascomycota; Sordariomycetes; Sordariales; Sordariaceae.